CCACGAGAGAUAUGCCCCGCAAUACGGGCAGCUGACGGAUUCUCCUCGACUUUUCUGUUUUCUAUUUCUUUCUGGUGUUCUCGAGAACUCUUCUUCGUUCAUCUUCUCUUCCCAAUUCCCCCGACUUGAGACACAGAGCGGCAAGAUGAGCACAACCACAACAGUCGCGCCUGCAAAGGCAAACAUUGGUGUUUACACGAACCCAGAGCAUGAGCUGUGGGUUGCUGAGGCAGAGCCUAGCUUGGAGGAAGUGCAGAGGGGUGGAGAUCUCAAGAUUGGUGAGGUUCUUCUGAACGUCAAGAGCACCGGUAUCUGUGGAAGCGACAUUCACUUCUGGCACGCGGGAUGCAUUGGUCCUAUGAUCGUUGAAGACACACACAUUCUCGGCCACGAGUCUUCAGGCAUAGUAAUGGCCGUGCACGACUCGGUCACAAACCUCAAGGUCGGCGACCGCGUCGCGAUCGAGCCCAACAUCAUCUGCCACAAGUGCGAGCCCUGCCUGACAGGCCGUUACAAUGGCUGCGAGUCGGUCGAGUUCCUCUCCACACCGCCCGUCACCGGCCUGCUGCGUCGCUACCUCAAGCACCCGGCCAUGUGGUGCCACAAGAUGCCCGACAGCAUGACCUUUGAGGACGGCGCCAUGCUUGAGCCCCUCUCCGUCGCCCUCGCAGGCUUCGACCGGGCCAACGUCCGCCUCGGCGACCCCGUGCUUGUCUGCGGCGCCGGCCCCAUCGGGCUCGUCACUCUACUGUGUGCGCAGGCGGCGGGUGCUGCCCCCCUCGUCAUCACCGACAUCGACCAGGGCCGGCUCGACUUUGCGCGCAAACUGGUCCCCCGGGUGCUCACGCACAAGGUCGAGUUCAGCCACAGCGUCGCAGACUUCCAGGCUGCGAUCCUCGCGCUCACCAACGGUGUCGAGCCGUCGCACGCCCUUGAGUGCACCGGCGUCGAGUCGUCGAUCGCGGGCGCCAUCCAGACGGUCAAGUUCGGCGGCAAGGUCUUUGUUAUCGGUGUGGGCAAGAACGAGAUCAAGAUUCCGUUUAUGCGACUCUCGACGCGCGAGGUCGACCUGCAGUUCCAAUACCGCUACUGCAACACAUGGCCCAAGGCGAUCCGGCUGGUCGAGAGCGGCGUGAUCAAGCUCGGGGAGCUGGUGACGCACCGGUUCGCGCUCGAGGAUGCGGUCGAGGCGUUCAAGACGGCGAGUGAUCCCAAGACGGGCGCUAUCAAGGUGCAGAUUCAGAGCUUGGGGGAUUAGAUGGCGGGUGUAGUAGUGGUGGUUGUGUGGAUGGCUGGGCAAAUUAGACAGUGGAGUGAUACCUAUGAGCAAAUCAAAAGAUAACCUGAUGCAAUUUGUAGGCUUCUGCACUUGACUGUGUGAUGUAUUGCACCCAGGCAGGUCCAAACAGUACUUGGCAAAAU
This is a messenger RNA of Boeremia exigua, 1422 nucleotides long. RefSeq names its product sorbitol dehydrogenase-like protein. The transcript is spliced from 2 exons. The record is from RefSeq and is a predicted model, not a curated record. Gene Ontology annotation, molecular function: L-iditol 2-dehydrogenase (NAD+) activity. Gene Ontology annotation, biological process: D-sorbitol catabolic process. NCBI's taxonomy places the organism in Eukaryota, Fungi, Ascomycota, Dothideomycetes, Pleosporales, Didymellaceae. The coding region runs from base 146 to 1258 and encodes 370 amino acids.